Molecule: messenger RNA, 1369 nt
Organism: Enhydra lutris kenyoni (northern sea otter)
Lineage: Eukaryota; Metazoa; Chordata; Mammalia; Carnivora; Mustelidae
Product: leucine zipper and CTNNBIP1 domain containing
Exons: 7
Coding region: 344-1060 (238 amino acids)
Biological process (GO): negative regulation of Wnt signaling pathway
Cellular component (GO): nucleus; beta-catenin destruction complex; cytosol
Molecular function (GO): beta-catenin binding
Source: RefSeq, a predicted model, not a curated record
CGGUGUCGCGUCCCGAUGGUUGAGGUCCGUAGCUGCUCACGUCCAGCCGGGAAAACGUGUGCUCUCCGCCCUCUUCUUACCCGGGCUUCUGGCUUUGACAGCCGCGCUGCGGACACGUGGAGGUGCAGGGUUUUCCUCGGGAGCCCCCGCAGCCUCGCUAGGGGACACCUCCGCAAGGAUGCCCUGCCCGAGGUGCCCUCGAGAGAGAAAACGGCGUCCGUCCCUCCUCGCCCCCCUCCGCCAUCCCCCAUGGUGUCUUCCUAGAAAGAGAAGGGUGCUUGUCGCACGCACGCUGCUCGGGGGGAGUUAUCGGGACUGCUGUAGGCUAGUCUCUGGAAAGUAAAUGAAACUACUUGUUCAUGGCUCCGUUUCCCAGCCAGCUCCUCCUCCAAGGGGUUUGCACUCUGAGCCUCUCGUGGUCCUGAUGAACCAUUUCGCUUUCCUCAAGUGUAUGACACUCAGAACUUCAGCAGCGGGAGAGAUCGAAAUGGCUUCCAGAGGAAAGACAGAGACAAGCAAAUUAAAGCAGAAUCUAGAAGAACAGUUGGAUAGACUAAUGCAGCAAUUACAAGAUCUGGAGGAGUGCAGAGAGGAACUCGAUACAGACGAGUAUGAAGAAACCAAAAAGGAAACUCUGGAGCAGCUAAGUGAAUUUAAUGAUUCCCUGAAGAAAAUCAUGUCUGGAAAUAUGACUCUGGUCGAUGAGCUAAGUGGAAUGCAGCUGGCUAUCCAGGCAGCUAUCAGCCAGGCCUUUAAAACCCCAGAGGUCAUCAGGUUAUUUGCAAAGAAACAACCAGGUCAGCUUCGGACAAGGUUAGCAGAGAUGGACAGAGAUCUCAUGGUAGGGAAGCUGGACAGAGGCCUGUACACACAACAGAAAGUGGAGAUACUAACAGCUCUCAGGAAACUUGGAGAGAAGCUGACUGCAGACGAUGAGGCCUUCCUGUCAGCAAAUGCAGGUGCUAUACUCAGCCAGUUUGAGAAAGUCUCCACAGACCUUGGCUCCGGAGACAAAGUUCUUGCAUUGGCAAGUUUCGAAGUUGAAAAAACAAAGAAAUGACAUGGUGUGGAGGCUUGGGACACUGAUCACAUUCUUACUGUAAAUGGCAUUUGUCUUCUAGGGGUUUUGAAUCAUUGCAAAGAAAUCAAGAGAUUCUUGAAAUGCACUGAUAACCUAAGAAAAGGUGACAGGAAAACAUACUUGUGGCUUCUGGUUAUACCCUUCAUCAUUGUGCUUUGUGUAGGGCCGCCCGCCUCAGUCAUCCCAGACUUGUUGGGAUGAGGGACCCGUUGGACCUUAUUCAUUAUGUCUUGUGUGUUUCUUUAGAGAGAACAGAAAACAGUUUCUCUGCCUGUUUUUAUUAAGCUU